UAAGGGAAGAGUGCUCCUCGGCGCCUGCUUGGAGACAGCUGUCCUUUCCUCUUGGCCGUCAAUCUGGGAUUUAGUUUUCUCUUGGUGGUUUGCGGAUGUCCGAGGAGCAGGCCAGUAGCCUUUCAGCGAAAAUGGGAGACGAGGAGAAGCCGGUAGGUGCUGGUGAAGAGAAACAAAAGGAAGGAAGCAAGAAGAAGAAUAAAGAAGGAUCGGGGGAUGGAGGUCGAGCAGAGUUGAAUCCUUGGCCUGAAUAUAUUAACACACGUCUUGAGAUGUACAAUAAACUAAAAGCAGAACACGAUUCCAUUCUGGCAGAAAAGGCAGAAAAAGAUAGUAAGCCCAUUAAAGUCACCCUGCCUGAUGGUAAACAGGUGGAUGCAGAAUCCUGGAAAACUACACCAUAUCAAAUUGCUUGUGGAAUUAGUCAAGGCCUGGCCGACAACACUGUCAUUGCUAAGGUGAAUAAAGCCGUCUGGGACCUAGACCGUCCUCUGGAGGAAGAUUGCACCUUGGAGCUGCUCAAGUUUGAGGAUGAGGAAGCUCAAGCAGUGUAUUGGCACUCAAGUGCUCACAUAAUGGGUGAAGCCAUGGAAAGAGUCUAUGGUGGAUGUUUGUGUUAUGGACCACCAAUAGAAAAUGGAUUCUAUUAUGACAUGUACCUUGAAGAAGGGGGUGUGUCCAGCAAUGAUUUCUCUUCUUUGGAGACUUUAUGUAAGAAAAUCAUUAAAGAAAAGCAAGCUUUUGAAAGAUUAGAAGUUAAGAAGGAAACUUUACUGGAAAUGUUUAAGUACAACAAGUUCAAAUGCAGGAUUUUGAAUGAAAAAGUGAAUACUCCAACUACCACAGUCUAUAGGUGUGGUCCCUUGAUAGAUCUUUGCCGGGGUCCUCAUGUCAGACACACUGGCAAAAUCAAGACUUUGAAAAUACACAAAAAUUCCUCCACCUACUGGGAAGGCAAGUCAGAUAUGGAGACUCUACAGAGAAUUUAUGGCAUUUCAUUUCCAGAUCCUAAGAUGCUGAAAGAAUGGGAGAAGUUCCAAGAGGAGGCUAAAAACCGAGAUCAUAGGAAAAUUGGAAGGGACCAAGAACUCUACUUCUUCCAUGAACUCAGCCCUGGGAGUUGCUUUUUCCUGCCCAAGGGAGCCUACAUUUAUAACACACUUAUUGAAUUCAUCAGGAGUGAAUACAGGAAACGAGGAUUCCAGGAGGUGGUCACCCCGAACAUCUAUAACAGCCGGCUCUGGGUGACCUCGGGCCACUGGCAGCACUACAGCGAGAACAUGUUCUCCUUUGAAGUGGAAAAGGAGCUGUUUGCUCUGAAACCCAUGAACUGCCCAGGACACUGCCUCAUGUUUGAUCAUCGGCCAAGAUCCUGGCGAGAGUUGCCUCUGCGAGUUGCUGAUUUUGGGGUGCUUCAUAGGAAUGAGCUGUCAGGAGCACUCACAGGACUCACUCGGGUCCGAAGGUUCCAGCAAGAUGAUGCCCAUAUAUUCUGUGCCAUUGAGCAGAUUGAGGAUGAAAUAAAAGGUUGUUUGGAUUUUCUGCGCACAGUAUAUAGCAUAUUUGGAUUUUCUUUUAAACUGAACCUGUCUACUCGCCCAGAAAAAUUCCUUGGAGAUAUUGAAGUAUGGAAUCAAGCUGAGAAACAACUUGAGAACAGUCUGAAUGAGUUUGGUGAAAAAUGGGAAUUAAAUCCCGGAGAUGGAGCUUUCUAUGGUCCAAAGAUUGACAUUCAGAUUAAAGACGCUAUUGGGCGGUACCACCAGUGUGCAACAGUACAGCUGGAUUUUCAGUUGCCCAUUAGAUUUAAUCUUACUUUUGUAAGCCAUGAUGGGGAUGAUAAGAAAAGGCCAGUCAUUAUCCAUAGAGCCAUCUUGGGGUCAGUGGAAAGAAUGAUUGCUAUCCUCACUGAAAACUAUGGGGGCAAAUGGCCCUUUUGGCUGUCCCCUCGUCAGGUAAUGGUAGUUCCAGUGGGACCAACGUGUGAUGAAUAUGCCCAAAAGGUACGGCAACAAUUCCACGAUGCUAAAUUCAUGGUGGACAUUGAUCUGGAUCCAGGCUGUACAUUAAACAAGAAGAUCAGAAAUGCACAGUUAGCACAAUAUAACUUCAUCCUAGUUGUUGGUGAAAAAGAGAAAACCAGCGGUACUGUCAAUAUCCGCACCAGAGACAAUAAGGUGCACGGAGAACGUACAACCUCUGAAACCAUCGAGCGGCUCCAGCAGCUCAAGCAUUCCCGCAGCAAACAGGCAGAAGAAGAGUUUUAAGGAAGAACUCUGCCCAGCUUGGCUCAGUAGAACAGGGUGAGCAGGUUUGCCUACCAUGAACUUUGUAUGAUGGAAAAUAUCAGCUUAUACUGACCUUGGAAUAAUUUGGCGGAGCCUUCGGAGAUUACUGCAGAUCAAUAUUUUUUAAUUUAGCCUUUAGACUAUUUAGACUUUAGACGUAUUUGAAGAAGGUAAUUAAAAGUGACCCAGUAACAUGAUUUUAUUCAUUAAAUUUCUGAACACUGGAAUAAAAGCAUGAGGAAUGUGCUAAUGUAAUGUGGAAGAAUGUUUUUGUAAAUGUAAUACAGCUAAAAUGUAAGUUUUUUCAGAUUUGAUCAAUGGAAAAGAUCAGAAUUGGAUUAUGAUAUAAAAAUAAAAACUUCUGUUCACAUAAAAAAAAAAAAAAAAACAAA
Messenger RNA from Dama dama (fallow deer), 2680 nucleotides. Its product is annotated as threonine--tRNA ligase 1, cytoplasmic. Lineage: Eukaryota; Metazoa; Chordata; Mammalia; Artiodactyla; Cervidae. The record is from RefSeq and is a predicted model, not a curated record. The coding region runs from base 96 to 2267 and encodes 723 amino acids. Gene Ontology annotation, biological process: threonyl-tRNA aminoacylation. Gene Ontology annotation, cellular component: cytoplasm. The transcript has a single exon. Gene Ontology annotation, molecular function: ATP binding; threonine-tRNA ligase activity.